Ustilago hordei is the source of this 411-nucleotide messenger RNA. RefSeq lists its product as uncharacterized. Bases 1 to 411 code for a protein of 136 amino acids. The transcript has 2 exons. Lineage: Eukaryota; Fungi; Basidiomycota; Ustilaginomycetes; Ustilaginales; Ustilaginaceae. The record is from RefSeq and is a predicted model, not a curated record.
AUGAAUGCUGUCAGUCAAUUUGGCGCACCCUUCAUAUGCUGGCCUGCUGGCCCUGUGACAACCUUGUGGGCUUUUGACUACAAUGAAACUUGCAAUGUAACUUGGUGGGCACCUGUCAGGGGUCUCGCGCCUGAAACCCAGCUUGGCAUGAUCAAUAUCAAUGUUAUGAUGACACCAAGGUCUGGUGUGAGUGUUGAUGAUGAUGAGGUUGAUGGUGUUGGUGAUGAGAUUGGUGAUGUUGAUGAUAAUGAGGUUGAUGGUGUUGGUGAUAAGGUUGGUGGCGUCAACACGAGUGUCCAGUGUGUUGACUUGAUGCUUGAAGUGAUCCCCGGACCGCAGUGGACUACUGCCUUUGGUUCUAUCUUGAUCCGGACUGCUAACCUGCUAUGGGUGCCUUCAGACAUCAGGUAG